This is a messenger RNA of Amborella trichopoda, 2002 nucleotides long. RefSeq names its product putative clathrin assembly protein At2g25430. Gene Ontology annotation, molecular function: SNARE binding; clathrin heavy chain binding; phosphatidylinositol-4,5-bisphosphate binding. Gene Ontology annotation, biological process: clathrin-dependent endocytosis; vesicle budding from membrane; clathrin coat assembly. Gene Ontology annotation, cellular component: clathrin-coated pit; clathrin-coated vesicle. The record is from RefSeq and is a predicted model, not a curated record. Lineage: Eukaryota; Viridiplantae; Streptophyta; Magnoliopsida; Amborellales; Amborellaceae.
AUAACUCUCAACUAGCCAAAUUCCGGCGAUAAUAGCCUAAUUCGAACUGAAUUCCGGCCUGUCGAAUGAAAUCCCGAAAAAUUCUUCUAGAGAUAUCAAGUGAAUUCCAGGUUACUUUUGGUCAAAUUCUCGGCAAAAUCAACAGAAUUUGAACUAAGUUCCGGCUAAUUUCCAGCAAGAAUGACGACAAUCCGAUAAUACUUGCCACAAUAAUAACGGAAUAUCUGAUCAAAUUCUGGCCAAAAUUCCAGCACCUAAUUUCAGCUGAAUACCUGUUGGAAUCCAGAAAAUGCAGCAGAAAUUCCGGCAGGCCAUCGCCGCACUGCGUGAACAAACACAUGCCGGAAUCACAAAGCUCUCAAAUUCACGAUGUGGCUUGGACAUCCUCAUCCUCCACUCAACCUGGCCAAACGACCUCCUCGUCCCUGAAAGCCCCAUACAAGACCUCCUCAAAACCCUAACCCUAAAUCCUUCUAGCGCUCGCCCCUUCUGCCUGGCCUUUGCGCGCCGCUUCUCUCGCGCUUCAUCAUGGCGGGUGGCGCUCAAGUGCCUCAUGCUCUUGCAUCGCCUCAUACGUCACCCCUCCGCAUACAUGUUCUCGGAUGAAUUCUCAUGGUGCAAGUCUAAUGGCCUGCUCAGCCUCCACCCUUGCACUUUCAGAGACCUCUCUGCUUCUUCUCCUGUAGCCUCUAACCAUUUUACUAGCUUCAUUCGAGCCUAUGCCAAACUACUAGAUCACGUCCUCGAGUUCUCUGGCCAAACUGUUGAAAAUUCAAAGAUCAUUUCCAGCCGAAAUGAUCAUAGUUCAGUAAACCUUUCCGGCCAAAAGGAUCAAAAUCCAGCCGAAUUUUCUGGCCAAAAUGACCAAAAUCCGUCUCAGAACUUCUCUGACCAAAAUGAUCUGAAAUUUACAUUUCAGAAUAACCAAAAUGAUCAGAGCACGGCAUAUUCUACCAGCCAAAAUGAACAAAGACCCACCACCGAGAUUGUGGAGAUCCUUCCGCGACUCCAAGCCCUGUUGGACAUGGCCAUGGACUGCGAGCCCAGCAGCACAACGUCUGGCAGCUUCCUCGUUCGAGCAGCCAUGAAGCUCAUUGUACGUGACACGUUCCAAUGGUACAGCAUUGUUCGUCGUGAUUUAGCUGCCAUUCUGGACGAGCUUUGCAGUAUGCGGUACACCCUCUGCGUGGCGACACUCAAAGCUUACCGCAAUGUGGCGGAGCAAAGUGAGCGCUUAACCGCUUUCUACAACAUGUAUCAGACAUUGGGACUUUGUGGUUCAUAUGAGUACCCGACUGUAGAGCAGAUACCAGCUGUUCAGGUACGUGCUCUCGAAUCUUUCCUCGAUGGGAUGUGGGAAAUAACAGAGGACUCUUCAUCUCUGUCGUCCUCUCCAUUGCGUACCCCAUCAUCUUUACCAUCUGGCUCAUCAGACGACCCUAAUGGCAUCAAGUUCGAGAAAUCCUUAGUGACAGUGGUGAGCACCGAGUGGGAAGAGUUUGUAACUGAUGAGAAAACGCCAUUAUUGAAGGAAAAGGAGGCAAUUUUGGCAAUUGAAACGGAAAAACCAUUUAUUGAUUUUGAGGAGGAGCACUGGGAGGUUUUACUUGAGUCUGCUGUGAGCCAAACUCCACUGUCAAGAUUUAAUGAUGCUGUUUCUCCAUUAGGGGUUGAUAGCUAUGGUUCAGUGGCAGGAUUGGAUCACCCUGUUUGCCCCUUCUAUGACUACAGAAAUGGGUUCAAUCAAAUGUAUGGAUAUCGGUACAGUGGUGGUGAGUGUGAGCUGCCCGGACACGGACACGGAUACGUCUCACCACAAGUAUGCAGAUACAGAGACACAGGAUACCCGAGCAUGGAAAGAGUGGGUGAGGAGAGGAAGGGGUGCUACAAUAACCCUUUCUAUGGUCAGCCUGAUCAUAGUUUUUGAUGAGCGGGAUGGCACGAUCCCGGCAUGGUUGCCGUAUUGUCCAUUACGACAGUACAUCUCAUUCCUGUGCUUAAU